Molecule: messenger RNA, 3993 nt
Organism: Plutella xylostella (diamondback moth)
Lineage: Eukaryota; Metazoa; Arthropoda; Insecta; Lepidoptera; Plutellidae
Gene: Elp1
Product: elongator complex protein 1
Biological process (GO): tRNA wobble base 5-methoxycarbonylmethyl-2-thiouridinylation
Cellular component (GO): elongator holoenzyme complex; cytosol
Molecular function (GO): tRNA binding; protein binding
Source: RefSeq, a predicted model, not a curated record
ACUUCACACUGACAGUUAAAUGAAAUGUUAAAUUUUGUUUGUAUUUGAUAAUUUUUUUGAAAUAUUAAACGUGGUUCCUGGUUUCUUUAACAAUGAGGAACCUAGCAAUAUUUCAAACAAAAGUGACUAGAUUUCAAGGAAGCCAUGAAGAAAACUUCUUGGUGUGCCGCGGCAAUAAUUCGCGAACCGUCACGACCAGCGUAAUUUCACAUAACCUCUCUGUUAGUAACUUCGAUGAGAAUGGUGUGUUUAACUGGAGCAAGGAUCUUUCCGAGUUGGUUUCCUCGGACAAUAGUCCAGUGAACGUGACAUAUUUAUCGCUGUCGGCGGGAUGGUGCGCGGGCUUUGGCAAUGGCGAGUUGUUUUAUGUCAGUGAAGAUGGUAGCAGCUGUGACUUAGUUGGUGCCUGUGAGGAUGGCUUACUGGCAAUGGAAUGGAGUCCAGAUCAAGAGCUUCUAGUAUUGGUGACAAAAUCAUUUAACACAAUUCUGAUGUCUUGUACCUAUGAUCCAAUCAAUGAAGUGAAUCUACUUGACCAAGGAUUUGGGGAAAAACAAUUUAUAACUGUAGGCUGGGGAAAGAAGGAAACACAGUUCCAUGGAUCCGAGGGGAAACAGGCUGCCAAAGCUAAAACUGAAGUUAAUGCUGAUCCCAAUGCAGCUGACGAAAUUGUAAAGAUCACCUGGCGAGGAGACGGCCAAUUAUAUGCUGUGGGAUUCACUCAGGAUGGUCUACGAAGGUUUAAAGUAUUUGACAGAGAGGGACAGCUACAGUACACAAGUGAGAAACAACCCGGACUCCAGUCACAGCUCUGUUGGAGGCCCAGCGGUAAUGUAAUCACCACAACACAAAAGUUCCCUGAUAAGUAUGACAUUUCUUUCUUUGAAAAGAAUGGUUUGAAGCAUGGAGGAUUCACACUACCAAUCAGUAACACUACUGAAGUAGAGGAUAUUACUUGGAAUUCUGACUCAGAGAUCUUGGCCAUACAAUGCUUUGACACAACAGAUAAUACACAGAGAAUAAUGCUGUACACAACUGGCAAUUAUCACUGGUACUUGAAACAAGUGCUGACAUUCAACCCUGGGCAAAAAGUGUCCAAGAUUAUUUGGGAUAAUGACUUUGAUGUGAAUCAUAAUAAAACCUUGCAUGUGUACCUUACAUCUGGAGAACACUACUCAUAUUCUUGGAUGUGGACCAUUGAUCACAGUGUUGGAACCAGUAUUGAUGACAAUGCAGUUGUAGCAGUCAUAGAUGGAAACAAAAUACUUGUAACUGGCUUCAGACAAACAGUUGUGCCUCCACCAAUGGCAGCCUUUGAAAUUGAAUUAGACACUUUUGUCAAUUCAAUACAUUUUGCGCCAAAACUGGGAGAUACAGAUCCUAAUAGUUUUUUUGCCUGUACAUGUGACAAUAAGCUGGUAUUUUACCAGCUGACUAAUAAAUUUCCCCUGCAAUAUAAAGUGAGCAAAACUAUUGCAAUAGACAAGUACAAUUUUCCAUUCCAAAAAUAUAGUUGGUUUUGGAUGGCAGAUGAUACUGUUAUGUGUGCAAGCUUAGACUAUGCAGAAGAUUUUACAAACAAACAUAAUUUGAUAGAGUUUAAACUCUCGGACAGUCUUACUGUAACUAAUACACAGGACUACUCUGCUGUUUCAAUCACAGGAAUACAAUCGCAUCCAACUGAUAAGAAAGUUGUUUAUGUUAAUACAGAUUCAAAUGAAGUAUUUACAUACGUUUGUGGAUUAGAAAAAAACUGUAAUGAAAUAGGAAUUCAGUUAUCCAAUGAAUUGUGUCCAAAAUUCUCAGUGCUUGCUGUAGAUGAUGACCUACAAUUUAUUGGCCUUUCACUCAAAGGUAACCUGUACAUAAAUGACACAAAAGUCUUGAGCAAUAUCAGCUCAUACUUUGUUCAUAGCCAUUUCCUUUUACUGACUACAACUCUGAAACACUUGCUACUUUGUGUUGAAUUAAGUAAAGAUGGUUUGGACGCUCUCAAGGACUAUCAGAAAAAUGAUUCGCCUAAAGUAUACAAAAGGAAAAUUGAAACAGGAGCUAAAUUAGUGAUUGCAGUAGCACAAGACACGAGAACCGUUUUCCAAUUACCUAGAGGUAAUCUAGAAGCGAUACAACCACGUCCGCUGUCUUUGAAGAUCAUUGGUGACUAUUUGAGUGAUUUGAAAUACUUUGAAGCUUUUGACCUAAUGAGGAAGCAAAGGAUAAACUUGAAUCUGAUUUACGACCAUGACCCUGAGAAAUUCCUGAAUAACAUUCAUGUAUUCUUAAACAGCAUAAAGAAUAAUUCUUGGUUGAGCCUCUUCUUAUCAGACUUGGAAAAUCUUGAUGUAACCAAAACCAUGUAUGCUACUAGUUACAAUAACGGCAAAACUACAAACGGAUCUGAUACCAAAAUUCAAAGAAUUUGUGAUAUUAUUAGAACACAUCUAGAAAACAUACAAGAUAAAGAGAACAAAAUAUUACCACUGAUUACAACCUACGUUAAGAAAAACACUGUGGUAGAUUUGGAGAAUGCAUUGUCAGUUGUAAAAAAGCUGAAGGAACAAGAAUCAGCUGGUUCUAAACUACCAGUGGGUUCAGAUGAAGCGCUCAAGUACCUACUAUACAUGGUUGAUGUUAGUAAUCUGUUUGACAUUGCUCUCGGAAUGUAUGACUUCGACUUGGUGUUGUUAGUAGCCAACAAGUCUCAGAAAGACCCAAAAGAGUAUAUACCUAUGCUUAACGAGCUUAAUGAAAUGGAAGAAAAUUAUAAAAGGUUUACUAUUAAUAAACGACUCAAGCGAUUCGAUAGAGCAGUAGAUUGCUUAGCCGCCUGUGGACCAGACAAACACGAAGAAUUAAGAAGUUUUGUAAAGUAUCAUAGCUUGUACAGAAAAUGCUUAGAACUUUUCAAGCCAGAGGAUGAGAUAUACAAGCAAGUGUCUGAUGAUUAUGGAUUAUUCUUAAAACUAGAAAAACAAUAUACGGAAGCUGGCAUAAUUUAUAGAAGAUCGAAAAACUAUGAGAAAGCAAUUGAAUGUUUCAAAGAAGAUUUAGAAUGGGAAUUGGCAAUCGAAUUGACUGAAGACUGGCCUAAAGAACAGCGACUACAGUUGUGUCGUGAACUUUUUGAAGGAUUGAAGGAUAACAAUAGAAGUCAAGAAGCACUAACUGUGCUAGAGCGAUACACUGACGACCCUGAAGAUACAAUAAAACAUGCAGUAACGUUUGGUUGUUACAAGACCGCUCUAAGGCUAUGCUCUCAAUUCGGAAAAGAUAAUUUGAAAAACGAACUAAUACUACCGGCAAUAAUGGCUGAAUUCAACAAUACGCAACAACAAAUAGAAUCCUACAAGACAACUUUUAUAAAGCAAAGGGACAGGCUCCAAGUGGUUCGGGAGACAAAGAAACAAACGCCUUUCGAAGAUUACGAUGCCUCAUACGCGAAUAAGGACAGUGAUUUGUAUUCUGAUGCGGGAAGCACUUUAGCAUCGACUACAUCUAGGAGUUCUAGUCGCACAUUCCGAUCCAGUAAGAACCGAAGGAAGCACGAAAGAAAAGUAGCCUCUUGCAAGGAAGGAUCUCAGUAUGAAGACGUGGGCUUGGUGAUAGCUCUCCACAAUCUGGUGAAAUCUGCCUUCGACUUGAGACUUCAAGUGAGGGAGCUCUGCCUAGCACUCAGCUGUUUCGAGUGUGACAAGGAAACUUUUGUAUUGCAGAGAAGCUUGCAGAACCUCCUGAAAGACAUGAAGGAUAGUUUCAAGGACAUAUGGACGAGUGAUCUGGUGCUGGAGGCCACGAAUGCCGAGAUAGCGGCGCGGAAUGUUCCAGAGGGCUUCAGUGUUACGCCUCAAGGAAUUGCUUCACUUGAUGCUCAUCUCAGAAUAGCGCCGGUGAUCCCGGACGUCAAAUGGGAAUUGAAGGGCUUCAAUUAAUUUACUUAUAAGAGCAAUGUAUAUCGCAAUAAAUUUUAUAAAAUAAAGGUUUUAUGUACAUAAA